Lasiodiplodia theobromae is the source of this 561-nucleotide messenger RNA. RefSeq names its product Inosine triphosphate pyrophosphatase. Bases 1 to 561 code for a protein of 186 amino acids. Gene Ontology annotation, cellular component: cytoplasm. Gene Ontology annotation, molecular function: nucleoside triphosphate diphosphatase activity. NCBI's taxonomy places the organism in Eukaryota, Fungi, Ascomycota, Dothideomycetes, Botryosphaeriales, Botryosphaeriaceae. The transcript has 3 exons. Gene Ontology annotation, biological process: nucleoside triphosphate catabolic process. The record is from RefSeq and is a predicted model, not a curated record.
AUGGCGCCAAAGGAACUCAACUUCAUCACCGGCAACGCCAACAAGCUUGCCGAGGUCAAGGCCAUCCUGGCAGACAGCGGCGUCGAGCUGCGCAGCCAGAGCGUGGAUCUGGUCGAGAUCCAGGGCACCGUGGAAGAGGUGACGAAGGACAAGUGCAGACGCGCUGCCGAGCAUGUCGGUGGUCCCGUCCUCGUCGAGGAUACCUGCCUCUGCUUCAAGGCCAUGAACGACCUCCCCGGACCUUACAUCAAAUGGUUCAUGCAGUCCAUCGGUGUGCAGAACCUGCACAAGAUGCUCGACGGCUUCGAGGACAAGUCGGCGCAGGCCGUCUGCACCUUCGCCUACAGCGAGGGCCCCGGCCACGAGCCCAUCCUUUUCCAGGGCCGGACGGACGGCAGGAUCGUGCCGUCGCGCGGCCCCAUCAACUUCGGCUGGGACUCGACCUUCGAGUACGAGGGCCAGACCUACGCCGAGAUGCCCAAGGUCGAGAAGAACAAGAUCUCGCACCGCGGAAAGGCCCUCGAGAAGCUGAAGGAGUGGCUGAAGAGCCACGUCGAGUAA